AUACGAAAUCUUCGCUCUCCUCCUUUCUGUUUCUGCGACCAAGGGGAAGAAGGAAGGAGGAAGGAGGAAGAAGAAGACGGUUGGGGCGGAAAAAGCAUCGGGAAGAAUAAUAAGGGAAAGGUAAAGAGGGAGAGAGGAGGGUUGGAUUCUGAUUUAUCGAUCGGCGAUGGUGGAUGGAAUGAGUUUCUCGGGGAUGGGGAAUCUGUACGUGCAGGCGGUGCCGCCGCCCGAUCUGAACAAGAAUACGGAGUGGUUUAUGUACCCUGGCGUCUGGACCACCUACAUCCUCAUCCUUUUCUUCUCCUGGCUUAUCGUCCUCUCGGUCUUCGGCUGCUCCCCAGGCAUGGCCUGGACCAUCGUUAAUCUCUGUCAUUUCCUCGUCACUUAUCAAUUUUUCCAUUGGAAAAAAGGCACGCCAUUUGCUGAAGAUCAAGGCAUAUAUAACGCGCUAACAUGGUGGGAGCAGAUUGAUAAUGGGAAACAGCUUACCCGCAACAGGAAGUUUCUGACUGUUGUUCCUGUUGUGUUGUACCUGAUUGCCUCACACACAACAGAUUACCGUAAUCCAUGGCUUUUUCUCAACACAGUUGCAGUGGCGAUACUUGUCAUUGCUAAAUUCCCAAACAUGCACAAGGUCCGUUUAUUUGGAAUCAAUGGAGAUAAAUGAGCAAACAGGAAAAGUGUUAAAUUCUUGCCUACUCUCCUUAUCUUAAAACGGUCAAUUCCUGUACAGAAUCUUGACAUAUGUUAAGCUCUUGGCUGCUGUAUCCGUUUCAGUAUGGGAUGAAAAUAUGGAUAGAGAGUGCAUUGCAUCUGCCUUUGUACAUUUUCUUUUGUAGGAUUAAUAACGCAAUUAUUGCUAUUAUUUGUUA
Molecule: messenger RNA, 872 nt
Organism: Nymphaea colorata (pocket water lily)
Lineage: Eukaryota; Viridiplantae; Streptophyta; Magnoliopsida; Nymphaeales; Nymphaeaceae
Exons: 3
Coding region: 167-667 (166 amino acids)
Biological process (GO): negative regulation of ceramide biosynthetic process; ceramide metabolic process; intracellular sphingolipid homeostasis
Cellular component (GO): endoplasmic reticulum membrane
Source: RefSeq, a predicted model, not a curated record